Zasmidium cellare ATCC 36951 is the source of this 522-nucleotide messenger RNA. RefSeq lists its product as uncharacterized. The record is from RefSeq and is a predicted model, not a curated record. NCBI's taxonomy places the organism in Eukaryota, Fungi, Ascomycota, Dothideomycetes, Mycosphaerellales, Mycosphaerellaceae. The transcript is spliced from 5 exons. The coding region runs from base 1 to 522 and encodes 173 amino acids.
AUGUCGCAAGGCAACGCUCAGGGCUCCAUCCAGGAGAGAGCCCAGUACCACCUCUCUCAGCUCGACAAGGAGCUCUCCAAGUACCCCCAACUCAACCAGCUCGAGCAGCAAACCUCCGUCCCCAAGGUCUACGUCGUCCUCGGCAUCGGCGCCCUCUACUUCUUCCUCGUCUUCUUCAACAUUGCCGGCGAGUUCCUCGUCAACACUGCCGGUUUCGCCAUCCCGGCCUACUACUCGCUCGAGGCUCUCUUCAGCAGCGGCAAGGCCGAUGACACUCAAUGGCUCACAUACUGGGUGGUCUACGCCUUCCUGACGGUGAUUGAGUCUGCCAUCAACGCCGUCUACUGGUUCCCAUUCUACUACGUCUUCAAGUUCGUCCUUGUUCUCUGGAUGGCUCUCCCACAAACUGGUGGCGCCCAGAUCGUCUUCCGUUCCUUCCUCCAGCCAGUCUUUGCCCGCUUCUUCGAGAGCGACGCCUCCGCUGGCUUGCGCGGCAAGGUCGAUGCCAGCAAGGCUCAGUAA